Messenger RNA from Paramisgurnus dabryanus, 1208 nucleotides. Lineage: Eukaryota; Metazoa; Chordata; Actinopteri; Cypriniformes; Cobitidae. The record is from RefSeq and is a predicted model, not a curated record.
AGCAUCAUCAUGCCUGAGCCAGCAAAGCCCGCGCCCAAGAAGGGCUCAAAGAAAGCCGUCACCAAGAGCGCCGCCAAGAGUGGAAAGAAGCGCAGGAGGUCCAGGAAGGAGAGCUACGCCAUCUACGUGUACAAAGUCCUGAAGCAGGUUCAUCCCGACACCGGUAUUUCUUCAAAGGCGAUGGGCAUCAUGAACUCUUUCGUCAACGACAUCUUUGAGCGCAUCGCCGGUGAGUCUUCUCGUCUCGCUCACUACAACAAGCGCUCCACCAUCACCUCGAGAGAGAUCCAGACCGCCGUGCGUCUCCUGCUGCCCGGUGAACUCGCCAAACACGCCGUGUCUGAGGGAACAAAGGCCGUCACCAAAUACACGAGCUCCAAGUAAAGCCGAAAGUACCCAAUCUGAACCCAAAGGCUCUUUUAAGAGCCACCCACAGUUUCUAGAAAAGAGUCUCCUUUAUUACAUUGUGUGUCUGUAAAAUAGUUGUUGUAAAACUUGCUGGAGUUUGGGUGAAUUGGAAAGACUCCUUGCUUUUAUAAUCAAUUGAACAAUCUUAUUAAAACUGUGUGUUCAGGUGAAUCUGUGAAAGCAGGUAAAAUAUUUUUCUAUAUGAAUGUUUUCUAUGCGAUUCUUAAAUCUUUACAAGCAAUCCUUAUCCACAUCUUAAAAUUUGAUCGUUCACCCCCCCCCCCCUCCCAAAACUGCUCUCCUUUACUGUUGAUUCCAUUGUUCUUCAGUAGAACAAUAUAGCAGAGAUUCAGCAGAAACCCCAGUUUGGACAGCUCUUAGGUUGAUUUUAGUCUAGGACUAGUCUAAUCCAUGUCUGGGAAACAACCUUUUGAACGUCUAUCUAAACAGCAGUAGCAGCUAUUUCUGCAUCAAUGUCCAUUUGCUUGUCUCUGCGUCUGAAUUGUUCCUCCUUUAAGACUGCAGCCUUUCAGCCUCUGCUAGGGUUUUCACAAUUUUUGGCCAUUGUAGAGCCACUCUGUGUAAAGAACUGAACAGAGUACAAUGGAUUAUUGUGCGCUUUGGAUACUUCAGUGAAUGUAGACAUGUCUAAAAAACAGAAAACGCGUCCAAGAUACAAAGGCAUAUAGGGAAGGACUUGGACCACAAGAAAAGGCACGAUAUUUUGAGAAAUUACAAUUUAUAGGCUUCUUGUACUCCACCUAGUGUACAAAAUAAAAAUAACAACACAUACGACUCUG